Molecule: messenger RNA, 8551 nt
Organism: Equus quagga
Lineage: Eukaryota; Metazoa; Chordata; Mammalia; Perissodactyla; Equidae
Gene: XYLT1
Product: xylosyltransferase 1
Exons: 12
Coding region: 1-2526 (841 amino acids)
Biological process (GO): chondroitin sulfate proteoglycan biosynthetic process; heparan sulfate proteoglycan biosynthetic process
Cellular component (GO): membrane
Molecular function (GO): protein xylosyltransferase activity
Source: RefSeq, a predicted model, not a curated record
AUGGCGACUGACCCACACCCAAGUCCGCUGAUCACCCUGCAGACGCAGGAUGCCUACUUCUCUCACCGGCCGAAAGAGAAAGUGCGGACAGACAGCAACAAUGAGAACUCGGUCCCCAAAGAUUUUGAGAAUGUGGACAACAGCAACUUCGCACCCAGGACUCAAAAGCAGAAGCACCAGCCUGAGUUGGCAAAGAAGCCCCCAAGCAGGCAGAAGGAGGUUUUGAAACGGAAGCUGGAGCAGGAGGAAAAGGGGAAGGGACGUUCGUUGCCCGGGAAAGGCACCAAUGAAGUGCUGCCUCCUGGCGAGAGAGCUGCAGUGAACAGUAGCCGAGGGAAGGAUGUCCCCAGACAGCCCCACGCCAGGAAGAGCGGGGGCAGCUCCCCGGAGAUCAAGUAUGACCAGCCCCCCAAGUGCGACAUCUCGGGCAAGGAGGCCAUCUCUGCCCUGUCCCGCUCGAAGUCCAAACACUGCCGCCAGCAGAUCGGAGAGACCUACUGCCGCCACAAGCUUGGGCUGCUGAUGCCCGAAAAGGUCACUCGCUUCUGCCCCUUGGAAGGCAAAGCCAACAAGAACGUUCAGUGGGACGAGGAUUCGGUGGAGUACAUGCUGGCCAACCCGGUCAGAAUCGCCUUCGUCCUGGUGGUCCACGGCCGCGCGUCUCGGCAGCUGCAACGCAUGUUCAAGUCCAUCUACCACAAGGACCAUUUCUACUACAUUCACGUGGACAAGCGCUCUAAUUACCUGCAUCGGCAAGUGCUCCAGUUUGCCAGGCGGUACAGCAAUGUCCGUGUCACCCCCUGGAGGAUGGCCACCAUCUGGGGGGGAGCCAGCCUCCUGUCCACAUACCUGCAGAGCAUGCGGGACCUCCUGGAGAUGACCGACUGGCCCUGGGACUUCUUCAUCAACCUCAGCGCUGCCGACUACCCCAUCAGGACAAAUGACCAGCUGGUGGCAUUUCUCUCCCGAUACCGCGAUAUGAACUUCCUGAAGUCACACGGCCGGGACAAUGCAAGGUUCAUCCGGAAACAGGGCCUGGACCGGCUCUUCCUGGAGUGCGAUGCCCACAUGUGGCGCCUGGGGGACCGGCGGAUCCCCGAGGGCAUUGCAGUGGAUGGCGGCUCCGAUUGGUUCCUGCUGAACCGGAAGUUUGUGGAGUAUGUGACGUUCUCCACAGAUGAUCUGGUGACCAAAAUGAAGCACUUCUACUCCUACACGCUGCUUCCUGCCGAGUCCUUCUUCCACACAGUCCUGGAGAACAGCCCCCACUGUGACACCAUGGUAGACAACAACCUGCGUAUCACCAACUGGAACCGCAAACUGGGCUGCAAGUGCCAGUACAAGCACAUCGUGGACUGGUGCGGCUGCUCCCCCAAUGACUUCAAGCCGCAGGACUUCCAUCGCUUCCAGCAGACAGCCCGGCCCACCUUCUUUGCCCGCAAGUUCGAAGCGGUGGUGAAUCAGGAAAUCAUCGGGCAGCUGGACUAUUACCUGUACGGGAACUACCCCGCAGGGACCCCGGGCCUCCGCUCCUACUGGGAGAACGUGUACGACGAGCCGGACGGCGUCCACAGCCUGAGCGACGUGGCGCUCACCCUGUACCACUCCUUCGCCCGCCUGGGGCUGCGACGGGCCGAGACGUCGCUGCACUCGGAGGGGGACAACAGCUGCCGGUACUACCCAAUGGGCCACCCAGCAUCUGUCCACCUCUACUUCCUUGCUGACCGCUUCCAGGGCUUUCUGAUCAAGCAUCACGCUACCAAUCUGGCUGUGAGCAAACUCGAGACCUUGGAGACAUGGGUGAUGCCAAAGAAAGUCUUCAAGAUCGCAAGCCCGCCCAGCGACUUUGGGAGGCUUCAGUUUUCUGAGGUCGGCACCGACUGGGAUGCCAAGGAGCGGCUCUUCCGCAACUUUGGAGGUCUCCUGGGGCCCAUGGACGAGCCAGUAGGCAUGCAGAAGUGGGGGAAAGGCCCCAACGUGACCGUGACCGUCAUCUGGGUGGAUCCCGUCAACAUCAUCGCAGCCACCUACGACAUCCUGAUUGAGUCCACUGCCGAAUUCACCCACUACAAGCCCCCUUUGAACUUGCCCCUCAGGCCUGGGGUCUGGACGGUGAAAAUUCUCCACCACUGGGUGCCGGUUGCAGAGACCAAGUUCCUCGUUGCACCUCUGACCUUCUCGAAUAGACAGCCCAUCAAACCGGAGGAGGCGUUGAAGCUGCACAACGGGCCCCCCCGCAGCGCCUACAUGGAGCAGAGCUUUCAGAGCCUGAACCCCGUGCUCAGUCUGCCUGUCAGCCCCGCGCAGGUGGAGCAGGCUCGCAGGAACGCGGCCUCCUCCGGCGCCGUGCUGGAGCGCUGGCUGGACUCGCUGGUGGGCGGGAUGUGGACCGCCAUGGACAUCUGUGCCACGGGCCCCACCGCCUGCCCAGUCAUGCAGACCUGCAGCCAGACAGCCUGGAGCUCCUUUAGCCCCGACCCCAAGUCAGAGCUGGGGGCGGUCAAACCAGAUGGCCGGCUCAGGUAGCACCGGGCACGCAUGGGCCGUGGUGGAUCUCAAAGGGAAAGCAGCCAGAGGGCUGGUGGGGCCUGGACCCUGGCCUCCAACCCCCGGGGGUGCCUUUUGUGAGAGGGGGCCCUCCUGGCCAUAGAAUGAUGGAGAAGGAAGAUUUGGAGGCCAAAGCAGGGUCUGCCACUGACCUGCAUUUGGCAAUCUGGCCACUGGGGGCGGGGAUGGCUCAGUCCCGGCGCCAUGGUGGUCUUACCUCUUCUGGUUGAUCCUCAAGUCCUAUAGGUUCCUUGUCUUCCCCGUCCGAUGACCCGACCCCCGCCCCCAGACAAGAGAUUCUCAAACUUUUAUUUUGAGCAGCAGAACUUUGUUUACCAAGCGCAGUCGUAAGUAAAAGUUGGAGGUGCAGAUGAUAUCCAGGCUGCUCUGGUUGAAGCUGGGGAGUGUGAGGUUCUUUCUCAAAGCUCAGCCCACCGGGUGGUCCCUUUGCCAAGGGCAUCUCCUAAGGUACCUCGUCAGAACCCAAGGGCUCUGCAAAGCCCAGUUGGAAAGCACUGCCCAGGUGGUAGGUUAUCUUCAGCCCCGCCCUUCGGCUCAUCUUCCUGCCUCUCUGGGCCAGGAAACCCUUGUGCCAGCCCUCAAGGACAGGGCACUGACAGCCACGCGCAUGGGCCCCUCCCCCGGCAGGUCGUAGGCUCCGGAGGGCUCUGAGCCUCCCACCAGCCCUUCUCGGGUUGUCGGGUUGAGCCGUCCUCCUUAGUAACUAGAUGAGCAGGAAAGCCUUUUGAUGUGACAUGGCCAUCGUCCACCCAAAAUGUGACUGCCAGAUGUCCAGGGCACCCUCCCUCAAGGCAGAAAUGAGAGGAUGCUUAUGAGCAUGAGCGUCCAGUCUCCCAGCCAUUCACAGGCCAGGAGACCAAGACCAUGACUUCUUUGAUCAUGGACAGUGGGAACUUGGGGGACCAUGGCCAUGCAACUCACAUAGACUGUUUGGAGCAAACCUCCUGAGCUGGACAACACAGCAAUACCCGUCGUCGCCUGCCUGAGCCCUUCCAUUCCGAGGUCGGGCACUCCAGACCUUUGUGAGUGCACACUCGACCUUUGUGAGAUGCACACUCGGUGCUGUUGGGAGUGACCAAACCGCAGGGACCAGACUUUUCACAUCCAGGAAAAAGCAUUUCAGAUUUGGUUUUUAAAUUCAUGCCCUUCCUUAUCCGAGGUGCCAACGGGCCCGUCUGACCUACAGCGUCAAAAUGGGAAACUGGUUCUUUACAACCUAAACGAUAGUAUUAUUCCAAUUGCUUGAGUGACCGGAAACCUGAAGGGUGUCCUUGCCAUGUGCCCCUUGGAGGGCUACCCCUGCUCAUCGGGCAGCCCUGCUGCCAGAGGCCCCUCUUCCUCCUCUGAUCCCACCCUCCCCCAAAGGACAGGUUUCCCUUGGCAAAGUCCCACCCUGGUUGCAUACUGUCCUUCCCGUGGAGAGCCAGGCCUCAUGUUUCUCUCCUGUGUGGGUUCAAAGGUACUGCAGUCCACUCCCGAUGACCUGACAGCUGUUGCCCCCUAAACUGCCCCCGCCCCUCCCAGCAAGGCAGGAUGUCCUGUGGGCAAUGGAGGAUAGAGAGAAGGGACACUUUAGAUAUUUAUUAUUUAUAUGUUUUAGUCAAUGACUAAUUAGUAGGUGCUGUUUUGCAGCUUGUCAAUUAUGUUAUCUUACUAACUGAAGCUGCCUUUAUUCACAAAAGGCCCCCUCUCCCCAGCCCUUCCCCCCACCUCCUCCCCAUUCCCUCGUGUCUGUCUUUCUCUCUUUGUAUCUCUCUCUCUGUUUCUCUCUGUGUCUGCCCUACAUUCUCCUUGUCCUCAGAGAAAAGCAGAUGUGACACCAACAGGAGAAAGCUGUGGCCAGCAUCAUCCACUGGCUUAAAGUGGGGUGCCCUUGGGAACAUUGGAGCCUUGCUUUUCCUCAGGCAGGCUGUUAGCCUCAUCUGGCCCUCCAGUUUGGGGUGGGGGUUGGGAUUCCUGAGCCAUCCCUGCUUCUUGCAUUGCUGACCCUCAAUGGCCAGUCUAACCAUGGGCCUCCAUGUGACGUGACAAGGUGACCCAAGGAAACAGGCUCCUUCCAAGCCCGUGAGGAGGAGAGACCCAUUUUAGGAAUAGGGUGGGUGUCCUACCUGGCCAGGAGAGCCCAGGAGAGAGCCACCGUCAGCAGUGGUCCCAGUGACUUCAGAGUGGCUUUCUCAGAAAGCCCCUAUGCUCUCUAAAUGGAUUUACAAACUCUGUGGGAGCCAGGAGGCCCGAGCCACAUCCUCUCUCUCUGCCCUCAGCCUCUGCCUCUGGCCAGGAUCUCCCUGAGCCUGCCGAAGCUGCCCAGGGGUCUCCCUUUUCACCCUCCUCGCCAGACCCUGUGUUUUCCACGGGGUCAUCUGCAGUGGCUUUGGGGGCUCAGCCCUGGCACGUCCCCAUGCACAGUGCGAGCCUACAGACUCCAAGAUGGCGCCCCUCCUGCACCCACUGGCACUGCUGACUUUUCUUCAUCCUGGAACAAGUGGAGAAGAGGCAGAGCUGGCUUCCUCUGGGGAUGAUCCCCAACCCCUUCCUGUCCCGGGCUUCACUCCCCAGUCCCUGCAAGGAACUAGGGAUGCUGAGCAGUCACACAGGGUGUUCCUUUGUGAUCUCUGUUUUUGGACCAGACAUUAACUUUGUGGCUGUUACAUUGGUUAAAAAAACAAGAGAAAGAACUCCAAACACAGCCCGGGAUGAUUUGAAAAAAAGGCGAUGUUUCCCCAGGGAAAAUAGUUUACCUCUCUUUUUUUUUUUUUUAUCUGCCAGAGAAUGACUGACUUGUUAGAGGCCAUGGGUCAGGCAGCUUGAGACCAUGCUCUCUGGAAACCCUGUUACGGUCUGCAGAAGCAUAGCGACUGCGGCCGAGUCACUGACCAGGUCCCGGGACCUCAGGAGGGCUCAGAGGGGACUCGGGGGUCCGUUUCGGGGGAGUAGGAAGCAGUCAAUAGGCUGCGGCCCUCUGUACGAUUUCCCAGCCAGCCCGGGGAUAUUUAGGCAGAAAUGGAGCUCAGGAGGCAGACGACUUUCCCAAUUGCCACUUCCUGGGCCCUGCACAGAGCAGCGUGUCCCCAAGGAGGACGGGAGCAAUUUCCCAGGGCCCCACGUUUUAACCAGUUGCACCCACUCCUCCCUUAUGGACAAAAGCCUUUCUGGUCGGAUCAGAAGUCAUUCUGACUUCAUUUCCCAUUGUUAGUUUAAUUUUUAAGAUGCAAGUGGAGUUUAGAGAGGAUGAGCAAGACCACACAAGCGCCCCCAGGAGAGGUGGAUUACAGCUACUCUGGGCACGUGCCUGGGUUGUGUGGAUCAUGCCUCCUUCUGGUUCCCUAGUUUACAGGUGCAAGGAGGACACUGGCUGAAACACUGAUCUUAUUGCCGAGUGAAUGCAGAGGACAGGAGAGAAGUAGCUGCUGGGUGUGGGGCGUGAGCAAAGACCCCUUUCACAGCCAAGUUCACGGGGAACUCAGGACACACACUCCCCCUCCCAGCAUCCAAGGGAGGUAUACCAGAAACAGCUGUUGGCAAAGGCCGCACUCUGUGGGAGGGGUCACAAAUGUCUGUGGGGUCCAGGACACUAACAUAUUGGUAUAAGACAAUAGGGAGUUGUGGGGACUGUAGUCUGCUGGCGUGCACAUGACACAUCCCAAAAGAGUCUGUCACUGCAGGUAAGAAUGCAGGCACAGUGUAGCGGAAUCUUCCAGAAACCCACAUUUUUAUAGGAAAUUUGAUUGUUUAAGUGUCGGCAAUGAUUUUCUUUUUGAGUAUGGGCAAAGAGCCUGUGCGCGGCCAGCAACCUGUGCUCUCUGCAGAGGCGGUUUACAAUGAGAUUAGGCGUUGCCCUCACUGGUGGAGGAGAAAAGAAUGGGCAAAGAGAAUAGCUCAUGUUGAACUCUGAAGGGUCAUUCCCGACCCAAACUUCCGGUGAGAACAGGCUUGUUCAGCUUUCCUGGUCCCAAGACAGUUGUGCUAAAGGGAACAUGGAACAGAAUUUGGAGACCCUGACUGCUGCCCCAUAGACAUAAGGGGGUCCAAGUGCCUGGGUCCAUGCCUUCCAGAAUUCCGUCCUGUCCAGACAGAGAUGUCAAGGGGAGGAUCCAGGGAGAGGGGAUGGCGUGUCAAACAGCCUGACUCUCCAGAUCCCAAGUUUUAGCAGCCACCUUGCCACAUCUCUGGAAGCCUCUUUGGAAGCAUCCUGGAGCUGUGCGCGGUCAUGGGGUGUCUUCUUUGCUUCUGCCUCUGUCACCUUCCUUUGCCCAUGGGUCUGGCACAGGCGCUACCUCAUUGUGUCUGCUGAGAAGUUUACCUGGGUGGGAAAUACAGGGGUCCAAAAUGUGCUUGAGCUGAAUGUACGAUCUAUGCAAAUUCUCCCUCUCUUUCUCUCUCUGUCUCUGUCUCUCUCAGAAGUAUUUUUUUUACCUUGCAGACAAAGAUACUGUAUUGGCCCCUCUUAAGACUGAGGCUGGCUUUCAGGCGCCACCUGUGUCUACCCCUCACAUUGUCUUUGGUUUUGUCCUCACCAAGCCCCACGUGGGGAGAACGUGACCCUCCCUUGCCCCUGCACCGGGCUGCGAGUACUCCAGCUGCCACGGCCCACAGACCCCACCAGAAAGCAGGUUCUGCCUCUUGCCACCCCCAUUCCUAACUCCAUCUUCUCCAUUCCUCGUGUUCCUCUGACUUCCUUAUCCUCCUCCCCCUCCCCCAUAAAAGCCUUAGGUUCCUCCUUUAUGAAAUGUGGCCUUAAAAUUAUUUUUGGAAAGCUGACCACCCUCUGCCUCCCAUUUCCGCCAACAUCCGAGAAGAAAGAGCAUCUUGAAGCUUUGGUGGCCACCUCGUAAGCGAGGUGCUGCCCAUCUGUCGUUUGCGGAUGCGAUAGAAAUUGCUUAGAAGCGUCGUCUUCAAGAAAAAUAUUCUUAGAUUUUACCUCUGGGUAAAAUGAUGGCUUGGGUGCUCAUCUAAACCUCAGCCAGGUCCUGAAACACUCCGAGAGCACUUUGCAACUCUAAUGGGCUGGCUUAAUUACUGGCAGAGUGCUCACAUCGGCUUUCCAACCCGCCCCGUCCCCCAAAGACUUGGUGACUUUCUGUACUUCAUUCAGGGGUAAAUAGGAGACUUUCUCAAUUUAUCGCUUCAUUCUUCCCGCCUGGAAAGUGAUAGCAUUAACUAUUCCCAGCGGAUGGGCAGUGUUUUCAAAGGGAUCUCGUGUUCCCGAUUUUCAGAGCCCGCCUUUUCCCUCCCAUCGCUCCAGGGCUGAUGGAGGCCAAAGACAACCCCAAGGUUUUCAUAGGAAAUUCACUGGAAUCGAGCGCAAUCGUCCUUGUAGUCCUUCCAUCUUUUUUUUUUUUAAUAUUAUGUCGUCAAUAGCAUUUGUUUGGGUAUUUUUUGUUAGAGGCCUCACAAUAAGUUAUUACCGUCCCCCUCAUUUUUUUUCAAAGACAUGUUGUGAUAUAGUUUUUAAAAAUGACUAUUUUGUUAUAGAUCAUAAUAUGCAUAAAGCUGUACAGAAAUAUUUUGUAAUGUAUUGAUUUUAAAAAAGAGAGAAUCUGUAAAUAAAGUUUUAAAAAAAAGAGAGAAUUCAAACGGCACACACUGAAAGAUGUAGAUAUUUUGCUAUUUAUUUAAAGGAGUAUUUUAAGAGAUAUUGAACUAUCUGAAAUUGACCAGUAAUAAAAAUUCCAAUCAUCCGAAUGCUUUUCCUCGCGGUAGAAAAUGUGAGUCUCAGACAAUUGCACUACCCGCCCAUUUUUGCACCUGUUCUGUCUUUUCAUUUAGCAGAAAAACAACAACGAAAUUGUGCCUUAGCUGUAUUUUUUUGUCUAGGGGAGUUUGUUUCUGUCUGACAAAGCAAAAUUUUUUGCAGAAAACAGUGGAUGUAUUAAAUACUGUAUCAUACCAAAAACACGGCAGGUGUAUAUAAAUGCUUUCUGUCAUACUGUGUUUUCAGAUGCAGAAUUUUAAAAUAAAAAAAAAAAAUACUGUCUUUAUGGAA